UACCCUUCGCCUUCGGAUCUCUUUCACUCGUUUCCUAGGUUUUUCUAAAACACUGUCGUUUUGAUAUUUCGAGAGAAAAAUCUCUCUUCUCUUGUGGUACUAAAGUAGGAUUCCUCUCAAAUCUCAAUCGCCGAUUACAGUAGUUUACUACUCCUCCUCCGCCGAGGGCACAUUUCUCCGUCAGCCAUCUUUUCUCAGUCGGGAAGCAAAUCAUAGUUAGAAAUUGGAGAUUAUCUUCAGUUGUUAGUUAAACAUUGACUCUUUCCCCUAAACUUACCUUUCCUCCAACAUGUUCAAGAAGUUUUGUUUGGAGGAGAUUUCAUCACAAAACCAAGUGAAGGCAUCUGUUCAACGUAGGAUCCGCCAGAGUAUUCAAGAUGAGUACCCGGGACUUGAAACAGUGAUGGAGGAUCUACUCCCCAAAAAGAUUCCUCUUAUCGUAGUGAAGUGCCCAAACCAUCUGACCCUUGUCGUUGUCAACAAUGUCCCCCUCUUCUUCUGUAUCCGUGACGGGCCAUACAUGCCAACACUGCGACUUCUUCAUCAAUACCCAAAUAUAAUGAGGAGGUUUCAAGUUGAUAGAGGUGCCAUAAAGUUUGUUCUCUCUGGUGCAAACAUAAUGUGUCCUGGUCUUACUUCCCCGGGAGGCGUUCUGGAUGAAGAAGUUGACGCUGAAAGGCCAGUGGCCAUAUAUGCAGAAGGAAAGCAACAUGCCUUAGCAAUUGGCUUCACCAAAAUGUCGGCCAAGGACAUAAAGGGAAUAAACAAAGGAAUCGGAGUGGAUACAAUGCAUUACCUCAACGACGGUCUUUGGAAGAUGGAGCGGCUAGAUUGAGGACGAAAUUAAAGGUCCAUGUUGUCGGAGAGAGAUAUCAUGAUCUCCUUCUCUAAACUUAUGAAGCUUUUGUCCGGAUCAACCUUAGCUUUGUUUUGAUUCGCUUACAAAUAUAUAAUGUUUAUUUUAUGAGGGAGCAUCAACCUUAGCUAAGGUUUCUACAGUUUCUAAUUCCGUAUAAUCAAUGGCUUUUUACGUCGUAAGCAA
Molecule: messenger RNA, 1042 nt
Organism: Camelina sativa (false flax)
Lineage: Eukaryota; Viridiplantae; Streptophyta; Magnoliopsida; Brassicales; Brassicaceae
Biological process (GO): formation of translation preinitiation complex
Molecular function (GO): RNA binding
Source: RefSeq, a predicted model, not a curated record